AACUUAUCCGUGAGAUCAUCAUCAUCAUCGUCCUCCUUUCCUAGGUGGGAAAUCAGGACAGGCGAAUCACGAAUCUCCGUUUCUCUCCGAUUCCCCGUUGCCUGUUCAUCCUAUAACCCUUCAAUAACGAUUCACAAUCAAUAAGGGGAUGAUGAUCAACGAUAAAGCCAGGGGCGUGGCAACCAAUGAGCCACCACCUCCACAGCCGUCGCCGUACUAUUACGGCACCUUCCAAGGAGUCGCUAACUAUUGCCCGCCUCCACCGUCGUAUCAUCCCACCAUAGGAUUGCCUCCUCCAGCGCCGCCAAUGUACCCCGGCGCCGGCAAUCCUCAUCUCUAUUAUUCGCUCGGUUAUCAAACAGUUCCAGCUUACACUUAUGCCGAAGGAAGACAUUAUUCGCCUGAACAUCGCCUUCCUUGCUGUGGCCUUGGGAUUGGCUGGUUGUUGUUCUUGAUUGGGUUCUUUCUGGGCUCAAUUCCCUGGUAUAUUGGAGCAUUUAUUCUUAUUUGUGUUGAAGUCGAUUACAGAGAAAAACCUGGCCUUAUUGCAUGCUUGAUAGCUGGCAUCAUUACUGUUGUUGCGGUUACUCCCAUUAUAUCGAUGGCAACUCAUUCAUGGUGAGAUUGAUGCUUGUGGUUGUUGCAGAUUCUGAGUACAUAUAUGUUUGUUUCAAACUGUAAAUGAAUCUCUUCAAUUCAGAUGUUGUCUGGCAGCAACCUUUGUAAUCUAUCUAUCUUCUCUCUUGAAUACUAUUAUACCUGUCUUGGUAAGCUUUUUUUAAUCAUACUUUUUUUAUU
Molecule: messenger RNA, 798 nt
Organism: Impatiens glandulifera
Lineage: Eukaryota; Viridiplantae; Streptophyta; Magnoliopsida; Ericales; Balsaminaceae
Product: 60S ribosomal protein L18a-like protein
Exons: 4
Coding region: 149-622 (157 amino acids)
Source: RefSeq, a predicted model, not a curated record